Molecule: messenger RNA, 1768 nt
Organism: Monopterus albus (swamp eel)
Lineage: Eukaryota; Metazoa; Chordata; Actinopteri; Synbranchiformes; Synbranchidae
Gene: mob3c
Product: MOB kinase activator 3C
Exons: 4
Coding region: 446-1096 (216 amino acids)
Source: RefSeq, a predicted model, not a curated record
CAUACACACACUCACAUAGAGACUCACAAACAGACAGCAACAGCAGGGCCCAGCAGACAAAGUCAGGAUGUGACAUCAUACACAGGAAGAGGAGCCAAACAACUUUUUCUUUCUUUACUGUGUUGUUUGUGCUGGUGAGUGAAGCUGGAGCUUCUUGGUUUGUUAGUAGCCAGCAGGGAGGGAAAGGACCCAGAGGAUCCAGACAGGGCAAAUCAACUGGAGCUGAUUUCCACACGGAGUUUAAAGCCAAAGGGACUGAAGCCCAGUGAGGGAUUUCAGCCAGAGUAAUGUCCCUCCAUUUGAAAAUAACACCUUGCUGCAGUCUUCACAUGACAGACACUGACCCCCAGUGACCCGAUCUCAGAGCUUUAACAAGCCUUUCUCAGGAAGCUCCUGCUUUUUUCAGCUCAUUCUCCCCAUAUCUCAAGGGAAAACAUCUGAGCCAAUGGCAUUGUGUCUUGGACAAGUGUUCAGCAAAGACAAAACUUUCAGGCCGAGGAAGCGGUUUGAGCCUGGCACCCAACGUUUUCAACUCUACAAGAAGGCCCAGGCCUCGCUCAAAUCUGGCUUGGACCUGAGGAAAGUGGUUCAGUUGCCAGAGGGGGAGAACAUCAACGACUGGAUUGCUGUUCAUGUGGUAGAUUUCUUUAACAGGAUCAACCUGAUUUAUGGCACGAUGAGCGAGUAUUGCACUGAGCGCACAUGCCCCAUCAUGUCUGGGGGGCUGAGGUACGAGUACAGAUGGCAGGACGGUGACGAUUACAAGAAACCCACCAAGCUGCCUGCUCUCAAGUACAUGAACCUGCUGAUGGACUGGAUAGAGUCGCUCAUCAAUAAUGAGGACAUCUUCCCCACCAGAAUAGGUGUACCUUUCCCAAAGAACUUCCAGCAGGUGUGCAAGAAGGUCCUGAGCCGUCUCUUCAGAGUGUUUGUGCAUGUUUACAUCCAUCACUUUGACAGCAUCUGCAGCAUGGGUGCAGAGGCCCACAUCAAUACCUGCUACAAGCACUACUACUACUUCAUCUCAGAAUUCAACCUCAUUGAUCACUCUGAAUUGGAGCCCCUGAAGGAGAUGACAGAGAAGAUAUGCAAAUAAACAACACCACAUGGACAAAGGACUUUAAAUUUUGAUGUUGUCUGAGCCCUGUGAGAAAACAUCAGCUUCAAAACACAAAACUAAGAACAACUGAACAAAAUGUUGUGUGAGUGGAUUUCUAAGAAAAACUGGGUAGGUCUUAUCACACUUCUUCAGAUGGUGGCAGUGCAACUUGAUAGAGGUUUUUGCUUACAGUCAUUGUGGUACUGUCAUGUCAUCAUUAUACUCUGUGUUGGUUUAUAAAACUGCAUUUGCUGUACUCAUGCUCUUCUUUUCCUUUGUGCAUAUGUUUUUAUUUGAGCUUUGAUAUGCAGUGUUGUCUUAUUUUUUAUAAAUGAAAGUUUGUAUUUUAUGUUUUUGUUGUUUAAACUUGUUCUUGGGCAUAAAAUGGUUGUCUAAAAAGUGACCGAAGUUAUUGUAAGCCUUACGUUAAUGGACUGCACCAUCACCAAAUAUGAAACAAAACUGCACCAUGUCUGUCUACAUUACUGAAUUAUACACUGAAUCACAGUUUGGAAAAACAAAACAGCAUAGAUGUAGCGUCAUUUUUCAUCACUUAUUUGCUUUAAAGGUUUGAUCUGAUCUGCUAGCCAAAUAUAAGCAGUUUCAUACCAAAACUAACACACAAAGACAGAUUUAAUUGGAAAAAAGUAGAGAUAAAUGUAGACAGGG